AUGCCGGCCUAUCCACCGUCAGGGCAGGGCCACCAGGGCUACCAGGACCCGUUCUCAGACCGCCACUCGCCGCGCCCGCCGCACGGCAACCCCCUGAACGCGUCCGACCCGCGUCUCGUCUACGGUCAGGCCCCGUCCGCGCAGACUCCGAGCCAGCAGCAGCAGCGCCCGACUGGCUAUGCUCUCCAUGACAACCCCUCCUACGCGACCAGCAUGCAGACUCUCCCGACCGGAAGCUCCUACUCGCUCGCCGGUGGAAAGGAGUUCUACGACGACGGGGUCUACCCUGACGAAGACACCGAGAGCAAGACGCCCCUCAGGAGCGAGUUCGGAGUGGGACACGGCGUGCAGGGUGGAUACGACCCGGACCAGCCUCUGUACGCUCCCGGCGGCUACUCGCCUCACCCAGCCGGCAGCUACUCGGCCCAGUCUGCCUACUCGCAGGGAUCCCGCUUGCUCUCGCGCAAAGAGACGUCUGCCGAGGCCUGGAAGCAGCGGCAGAGGAUCAACCCGAAACGCGCGCAGACGAAGAAGGUCAAGCUCACGCAGGGCAACUACAUCGUCGAGCACCCUGUCCCGACCGCCGUCCGCAACGCCAACCUCUCGAGCGGCUCGCGCGGCGGGCCAACCGAGUUCUCGCACCUCCGCUACACCGCUGCGACCUGCGACCCGAAUGACUUUACUGCCGAGAAUGGCUACAGCUUGCGCGCGUCCUCGUACGGCCGUGAGACGGACCUUCUCGUCUGCAUCACCGCCUACAACGAGAACAAGAUCCUCCUCGCGCGAACUCUGCACGGCCUGAUGCUCAACAUCCGCGACAUGUGCAAGGGCAAGUGGUCCGAGUUCCGCAAGAAGGCUGAGCGCGGCGGCGUUGAGGGUGGGAAGCAGGGUGAGGCGUGGAAGAGAAUUGUGGUGUGCUUGGUGUUUGACGGCAUCGACCCGGCGGACAAGAACACGCUCGAUGUCCUGGCGACAAUCGGUGUCUACCAGGACGGCAUCAUGCAGAAGUCGGUCGACGGAAAGGAGACUGUCGCCCACAUCUUCGAGUACACGUCGCAGCUGUCGGUCUCGCCGAAGCCUGCACUCGUCGAGCCGCACCCGAACGACCCGAACAACCUCGUCCCGGUCCAGAUGAUCUUCUGCCUCAAGCAGAAGAACGCCAAGAAGAUCAACUCGCACCGUUGGCUCUUCAACGCUAUCGGACGCCACCUCAAGCCCGACGUCGUCUGCUUGCUCGACGCCGGCACGAAGCCCGGGAAGAGGAGUAUCUACUACCUCUGGGAGGCGUUUCACCACGACAAGCACCUCGGCGGCGCUGCAGGCGAGAUCCACGUCAUGCUCGGCAAGGGCGGUCGCAAGCUGCUCAACCCGCUCAUUGCGGCCCAAAACUUCGAGUACAAGAUGUCGAACGUCCUCGACAAGCCUACCGAGUCGGCGUUCGGCUAUGUCGCCGUCUUGCCCGGAGCCUUCUCCGCCUACCGCUUCACCGCCAUCCAGGGUCGCCCGCUCAACCAGUACUUCCACGGCGACGGCACGCUCGCUGCGAGGCUCGGGCCGAAGGGAACGGACGGCAUGACCAUCUGGAUGAAGAACAUGUUCUUGGCCGAGGACCGCAUCCUCUGCUUCGAGCUCGUCGCCAAGGCCAACGAGAGCUGGGUUCUCGGCUACGUUAAGCCGGCCAAGGGCGAGACGGACGCGCCCGAAACGGCCGCCGAGCUGAUUGGCCAGCGCAGGCGUUGGCUCAACGGCUCGUUCGCUGCAGGCGUCUACUCGCUCGUCCACUUCGGCAGGUACUACAAGAGCAACCACGGCAUCCUCCGCUUGUUCUUCCUUCACAUCCAGGCCAUCUACAACACGAUCAACCUCAUCAUGUCGUGGUUCGCCGUCGCCAACUACUAUCUCACGUUCUCGAUCAUCAUCACUAUCGUCGGCACCUCGCUCCGCUCGCCGAACGACAUCGCCGGAGGCGACCCCGACACGAUCAAGUGCUGGUCGGGAAGCUUCCUCCAGGACGAUAGCGGCAACUCGUUCGACUGGCUCGCACUCGUCAACUGGCUCUUCCAGGUUAUCUACCUCAUGUUCCUCGCCCUCCAGGUCAUCCUGGCACUUGGCAACCGACCCAAGGCGGAGAAGCUCACGUACACGAUCUCGAUCGCCGUCUUUGCCUUCUUCUCGCUCUACCUCAUCUUCUGCACAGUCAUCCUCACGAUCAAGGCGUUCUGUCCCAUCGGCUCCAUCCUCGCGAAGAACUCGGGCUCGUCGAUCAACGUCUUCCUCGGCAGCACCUACGGUCCGAUUUUCGCGGGAAUUGCCGGUACCUUCGGCGUCUACAUCGUGUCGUCGCUCCUCUACCUCGAGCCGUGGCACUUGCUUCACUCGAUGCCGCAGUUUCUCCUCAUCGCACCGUCAUUCACCAACAUCCUCAACAUCUACGCCUUCUGCAACCUUCACGACGUCUCGUGGGGCACGAAGGGUUCGGACAAGGUCGACACGCUUCCGGCGGCGCAGUCGAAGAAGGAUGGAGAGGAGAAGGUCGUCGAGACGCACGAGAAAGUGCAGGAGGAUAUCGACCUGGGCUUCAAGGCUACCGUUCUGCGUGCUGUAGAGCCGUUUGUCGAGGAAGAAGAAGUUGUCACACCGACAAUGGAUGACCGGAACAAGACCUUCCGCACCCGCUUCAUCUGCGUCUGGCUCUUCAUGAAUGCCUGCCUCGCGCUUGCCAUCACCAGGCUCGGAUCCUCGGCGAGAUCACGCUACUUCCAGGCAAUCCUGUGGACGACUUUCGGGCUGUCGACAAUCCGCCUGUUGGGAAUGUUGUGGUUUCUGGUCGGCGAAUGGGUGUUCAGGGCGGCGCGAUUCUGCGCUCGCGGACGUCGUUGA
Messenger RNA from Rhodotorula toruloides NP11, 2880 nucleotides. Its product is annotated as chitin synthase, glycosyltransferase family 2 protein. The coding region runs from base 1 to 2880 and encodes 959 amino acids. The transcript has 19 exons. The record is from RefSeq and is a predicted model, not a curated record. Gene Ontology annotation, cellular component: cell periphery; cell septum. Gene Ontology annotation, molecular function: chitin synthase activity. Lineage: Eukaryota; Fungi; Basidiomycota; Microbotryomycetes; Sporidiobolales; Sporidiobolaceae.